Messenger RNA from Halichondria panicea, 1457 nucleotides. RefSeq names its product signal peptide, CUB and EGF-like domain-containing protein 2. The transcript has 11 exons. Bases 80 to 1255 code for a protein of 391 amino acids. The record is from RefSeq and is a predicted model, not a curated record. Gene Ontology annotation, molecular function: protein binding. Lineage: Eukaryota; Metazoa; Porifera; Demospongiae; Suberitida; Halichondriidae.
UGCGACACGCCCACGUUUUCAGUAAACAAAGGCUUUGGUACAUGGUGGUGCAUGAAAGUAGGCGUUCUAGCUGCUCAAGAUGUUGCUGAGAAUUCAUCCAAGCCUUGUGCUGCUCGUGCUGUGGACCUACUGUGCUCUCUUCAUUACACUGGGCUCCACAGAGAUCAGAUACUCACGAUAUGCAGACAUUGGCUCUGGAGGAGAUAAUGAUUCCUGCACUGCAUGCAUCGUAGGGACCUUUGCAGACAAUGCUACUGGGGACUGUAACUGCAGCUGUACUUGCACUCCGACCUUAAGCACAGUAAAGCCAUGCAACUGCAGCGGCUACUGUACGGACAACAGCUCAUGCAAGGAGUGCGACUUUGGUCACCAUAGCAACAAGACGGGGAGCAUACUGUGCCUUGAAUGUGAUAUGGGCUACUAUGCAAAUGCCACAGGAAGCAUCAACUGCACUGCUUGCCCCAAGGGAACUUACGUUAACUAUACUAAAGCUGAGGUCUGCUCUAACUGCCCCCUAGGUACACACGCUGAGCAAACAGGGCAGGCAAAGUGUUUAGAAUGUAGAAAAGGAACUUAUUGCAAUGAGACGGACAAGACUGGUAGUGGGUGUGUGCUGUGCUCCAGUUGUCCUGCUGGUUUUGUAGCUCCCUAUGACGGUACAGUCAACUGCUCAGCCUGUGCCAGAGGGAAGUACAUGCCGCAUGACGGUGGUGUCAAGUGUCUCCAGUGUGACAUUACCCAGGGACAAGUGUGCACGAGCAAUGAUUUCUGCAUCAACUGCGGCCACUGUCUCCCAGGGCAGGGACCAUCCUCAGCUUAUUCCUGUGUUUCUUGUAAGGCUGGACAAUACAGUAACGAGAAGACUACACACAUGUGCAGAGAAUGCCCCUCUGGCUACUACCAAGUCUACCAGGGCAUGUCUCACUGCAUACAAUGUCCUGAGGGAUCCUACUGUCCCUACCCAUCCAGUGAACCUAUGCUCUGUCCUCACGGUUCACAUUGCCCUAAUGGAAGCAUGCAGCCAGUGUAUUGUACCAACAAUCUACUGGAGUAUGAUAGCAAGACUCAGGCUUGUGCACCUACUCCAGCUCUCAUUGGAAUCAUCAUCUGCAUAUUUGUAGUGUUUGUUCUGCUCGUAGUGCUGACUGUUCUAGUUGUCUACUGGUCGUACUGUCGUAAGAAGGAGGUCCCUGUAGAGAAGUUGCCCCUCUACCAGCACACACCCGUCAAAAACCCACAAUACGGUGGACUUUGAACUUUGCAUAUAACAUUUUAACCCCUUGAGUGAACCCAUACCCAAUCAGACACUGACAGGUCACGUGUGUGUGAAAUGUGUGAAAUGUAUUUAUUUAUAUUUUUGUUUGCACACUAUAAUCUGAACUACCCACCCAUGCAUUGCUUGUUUUUGUAUCGUUUUUGUAUCGUUUGAAAUAAAUUGCCAGUUCAGCAUUAAUAAA